This is a messenger RNA of Caenorhabditis briggsae, 1848 nucleotides long. The record is from RefSeq and is a predicted model, not a curated record. Bases 1 to 1848 code for a protein of 615 amino acids. Gene Ontology annotation, molecular function: 5'-3' DNA helicase activity; ATP binding; nucleic acid binding. The transcript is spliced from 10 exons. NCBI's taxonomy places the organism in Eukaryota, Metazoa, Nematoda, Chromadorea, Rhabditida, Rhabditidae.
AUGAUUCAGAACAAGUCAAAUUGGAAAGAAAUCGAAGCAAGAGGAUGCUGUAUCGGCAACUUGGUCGUCAAUUCACAGUAUUACGAUGUGUCCUGCGGGAAUGUUGUUGAGCUAUCGGGUGAUACAAUUUCAUCAGCUAGAUGGCUCAGGAAUGGAAUCCCAGUUUCUUUGAAUAGAAUCGACGAGGACGGGGUACUGAAAAAAGUUACUGAAGGUCAUAUCGCUGGUCUGAAAUAUAACCUAAUCAAAUUUUGCGCCUAUGAAAACAAUGCGAUUGAUCCGGCAAUAGAAACAUUCGUUCUGACUCCCUCAGCCAAUGGUGGAGCACUGAGAUUCAUAAAAGGUAUUCUAAAAGACCCAACGACUCUGUCGAGUGACAGUGUUCACCUAAUCAAUCUCGCUUAUCGAACUAUCCCGAUGCCUUCGAUUCAUGAUCGGAAAUUGAACAACCUACCAGAAACCUUGAAUCCUAGUCAACAAGCCGCAGUAUCCGCUGCUCUCAACCCACAGAGGAAUCUUCUUUGUAUCCAAGGUCCACCAGGGACAGGAAAAACUCGUGUUAUUGCGGAAAUUGUACAUCAGUUGUUGAAGAAGAAAAAGAGAGUUCUGAUAUGCGCUCCAACUCACGUCGCAGUACAGAAUGCCAUGGAUGCAGUGAGACGUAGAAUGUGCCAAGAUAUCCCCCCAGAAACCGUCCAAAAAGAGCUGUGUAUUCUAAACAAUACGCGGGAUGAGUUUCAAGAUCAUCCAUCUACAGCAAAGCUUGAAACUAUGGAAAAAGAACUUAUGAGAAGCAAUCAGAAAGGUCAGUCGACCAAGCUUAUGGCAUACGAAUGCAUGAAACUGCGCUGUUCGAUUUACCAAAGUAUUUAUGCACCUCGACGGGCCAUUUUCUCAACCCUCGGAACAUCUUCGAUUCAGAAGCUGCCAGAAUACGACUGGAAAGCGGAUGUGAUGAUCGUUGAUGAAGCAGCUCAAUGCACAGAGCCCUCGACUUGGGUGCCCGCUCUGACAACGCCGACGUGUAAGAAGCUGGUGUUGGUCGGAGAUCAGAAACAGUUACCCGCCAUUGUUUUAUCAGAUAAGGCUGUGCGUGCGAAUUUCGGCAUGUCAUUAAUGGAAAAACUAGCAGAGGAAUUCGCUAAAAAUAAUAUCAACAUUUUGCUAAAUGAACAGUAUCGUAUGAACGAGAAGAUAAUGCAUUGGUCGAAUGAGCACUUCUACAAUAAUCAACUGACAGCACACUCCAGUGUUUCUGAUAUCACUCUCCGUGAUAUUUAUCCGAAGAUUCCAACGAAUUAUAUCGCUAACAAACCAAUAUUCAUGAUUGAUAUGAAGAAUUUCGAAGACCGAUCUCAAGAAAGUUUUGAUUCGAACUCAUAUUCAAAUACAGGAGAGCUCAAUGUUGUUUCGAACUACGUUAUUCGAUUAGUAACAGAUGUAGGUGUCAAUCCAAAAGAUAUUGCUGUGAUCGCUCCAUAUUAUUCUCAGAUCGAGAAGUUGCGUAAUUCGAUCAGUUUCCGGGUUGACGUCAAUACAGUUGAUGCCUUUCAAGGCCAAGAACGCGAAGUAAUCAUUUUCUGUCUUGUCAGAGACAACGAUGAAGGUUCCAUUGGUUUUUUGAAGGAAACUCGACGAUUGAACGUUGCCAUCACUCGCGCUAAAAGACAGUUCGUUCUAGUUGGAAAUAGUGAUAUGCUACAAAGAAACAGACAUAUUAAAUCGCUCUAUAGGUAUCUCAAAUCAGAAAACGUGAUAUACGGUCCGGAGAUUUUCGACACCUUCGAUGAUAUCGGGUUGCCAGAGAUGGACAAGAAGCCAUAUAAUUUCGAUUUUCACGAAAACUAG